Messenger RNA from Centruroides sculpturatus (bark scorpion), 663 nucleotides. Its product is annotated as DDB1- and CUL4-associated factor 7-like. The coding region runs from base 148 to 648 and encodes 166 amino acids. The transcript is spliced from 3 exons. The record is from RefSeq and is a predicted model, not a curated record. NCBI's taxonomy places the organism in Eukaryota, Metazoa, Arthropoda, Arachnida, Scorpiones, Buthidae. Gene Ontology annotation, molecular function: protein binding. Gene Ontology annotation, cellular component: nucleus.
CGCAAGGUGGCGCAAUAAGUAAAAUCAUUACUGACAGAUUAGUCCUGUUGCGCGAAGUAAAAUCGUUUUGAAAGUUGUAAAUACUUAAGUUAUUUUUCUAAUAUUUACUUAUAUUAAUAAAACUACGUUUAAGUUUUUUAUUUAACAAUGGCUGUUCAUUCGGCUCCACCAAAACGUAAAGAAAUUUAUAAGUAUGAAGCUCCUUGGACUGUAUAUUCAAUGAAUUGGAGCGUUAGACCAGAUAGAAGAUUUCGUUUGGCAUUGGGAAGUUUUAUUGAAGAAUAUAACAAUAAAGUUCAAAUAGUUUCCUUAGAUGAAGAAACAUCAGAAUUUACUGCAAAAAGCACUUUUGAUCAUCCAUAUCCAACUACCAAAAUUGUGUGGAUUCCAGAUACUAAAGGCAUGUAUCCGGACCUUCUUGCGACAAGUGGUGAUUAUCUAAGAAUUUGGAGAGCUGGAGAAACUGAUACAAGAUUAGAGUGUUUAUUGAAUAAUAAUAAAAACUCAGAUUUUUGUGCUCCACUUACUUCUUUUGAUUGGAAUGAAGUUGAUCCAAAUUUAUUGGGUACAUCAAGUAUCGAUACUACCUGCACCAUCUGGGGCUUAGAAGUAAGUAAAAAUUAUUUUAAUUUAAAUUCUAAAAUUUAGCUUCAAUAUAAAUUG